Messenger RNA from Oxyura jamaicensis (ruddy duck), 5562 nucleotides. RefSeq names its product coiled-coil domain containing 173 (gene CFAP210). NCBI's taxonomy places the organism in Eukaryota, Metazoa, Chordata, Aves, Anseriformes, Anatidae. The transcript is spliced from 8 exons. The record is from RefSeq and is a predicted model, not a curated record. Bases 1 to 1197 code for a protein of 398 amino acids.
AUGGAAGAGCUGCUCCUUGAUAUGCUGGCUUUCUACCCAGAACAAAUUCCACUCCCUGGCAGGCCUCGCUCUGGCCAGGCACAAAGGAAACUUAAAGCCAAAAAAUUACGUGAAGAAAAGGAAGAGGAAGAAAGAAAGUUACUUGAUUUGGAAGAAGCACAGUUCCAAGCAGCAAAACGGAAGGAAGCUAUUGAUCGAGCCAAAACUUACCUAUACUAUCAGAACGAAAGAGUGAAAGGGUUGCAUAGUGCACUGCUACUUACUGAGGUCCUAAAGGAAAGAGAUGCUCAAAUUGAAUUUAAAAAGUUCAAGCCAGAUGUUAACAAAAAGAAGGAAGAAGAAGCAGAACGUGAGCGUAAAGAAGCCAUUCUCAGAGAGCAAGAAAAGGCACAUCAGCGUUAUAUGAAUCGACAGGCACUAUGCAGAGAUCAGUUGGAACAAAUAGAGGAGCACAAGCAUCAGGCAGAUCUGGCUAAGCUAGAAGACAAAAGAGAAGGAGAAGAAAUACAGAGAUUGAGCCGAUUGUAUGAAUUGGAAAUGCAGAAAAAAAUGGAAAAGGAACAUGAGGAAAAACUUGAACGCCAGAGGCUGUAUCAUGAGCAUGUAGCUGACCAGAAAAUAAUCAAAGCAGCAGAGGAACAAAAACAAAUGGAAGAUGAUGAUCGGAUUAGAGCUCAUUUCAAAGCAAAGCAAAAGAUUGCCAAGCUGAUGAAAGAGAAGGAAGCUGAAAUGCGUAGACUAACACAGGAACGUCGGGACAAAAUUGUUACCCAAUUAGCAGCUCAAAUGAGUGAAGUAUUGAAGAUGGAAGAUGAUCGUCUUGCUAGAGACAUUGCAAAAAAAGAAGCUGAACAAGAAAAAAAGAACAAAGAGAAAGAAGCAAAAACAAAAGCUGCCAUUGAAUCUAUUGCUGAACACAGAGCCACUGUGGUGAAGAUGAAACUGGAGAAGGAGAUAGAGGAAAAAGCAGAAAGUGCAAAAGAACGUAAUGCAUUAAUGGAAAAGAACCGCAUCUACCUGGAAGGGGAAAAAGCCAAGAAACAAAGACAACGUGAUGCAAGUAUGGAAGUACAGAAGAUUCAGCUCCAGCAAAUGGCAGAAAAGAAGGCAAAAAAAGAGCAGGAGAAACAAGCAGACUUGGAUUAUGAUGCUCAGAGAGAGGCUGCUUUUUGUAAAGAGCAAAGAUUUUGGAGAUAAACACAGUAAGUAACUGAGUGCCAUGAAUGCACACGUUUAUUCUCCUGUCCAAAUGUUCAAGGAGGGAACACAAUGUGGAUGUGGGCUUUCUAAGCAGGUUUUAGUUCUCCUUUUUUCUCUCUAAGAUAGUACAGGACACUGUCAGGUCUUAGCUGAACUACUGCUUCAUAAAAUUAUGAAAGAACAUAGAGGCUAUGCAGUAAGGAUGUGGUGAAAUAUCAGCUAGUGACUUUUAAAAUUAGUUUCAGUUAAAUGGGCACCUGUAAAAGUGGAGAAGUAUAUCUACAUACAGUAUGCUUUAAAAGAAGUGCGUGAGGGGGAGGUUGGUUGGUACAACACCAUCCCCAUUCCUCCUGACAAAUGUACGUGAGCUCUCAUCUCACUCAGGCUGAGCAAAUGCUUGGAACUAUGUGGGAGUGUUGCAGCUUGCAUGCCCCUUGAAGCCCUGCCUGAGAACAGGGCCAGGACCUCCUCAGAGCUGGCACAGGCUGAAGUGCUGUCUUGGUUGGUCAGACCUGCUGUGGUGUGGGCUGCUGAGCUGUUUCUGGACAGCAGGACCUGGCUGGCUGCAGCUGAUGCUCCGUACCCACUUCAGUUAGUGUGGCCCAAAAGGGGCCUGUUUGUGGAGCAAGGAUGUUGCUACUGAGAACUUGAAGUGCAUGCAUGUCUGGGGCAGCUUGCCCAGAAUAGUCCUCAUCUGGUGUUGUGGCUCAGUACCCAUCCUGGUAGGAGCACAUAUUGAAGUUUUAUCCAAAAGGGUCUGGUUUGUGAUCACUCCAGAAUGUGAACAAAAGCACAGUAAGUAGGAACAAUCAAGAGACCUAUCUCAAACUCUCUUCUAAUCUAAACAACUGCUAGCACAGCUGUGCUAUUAGCUGAAAGUCAUGCAGAGUUCUUUCCAAUUAUCUUUGAGUAAUUGACUUGAGUGGAAAUUAAAUUUUUUUUAGAGAGGGCAUGGCAAUUAGUUUCUGAAAUAGUCUCUAAAUUAUUUUUUUUCACUAAUGAAAAAUUUAUUUCCCUUCUUUCUGAGCCAGUGCUCUUUUAUUACUUGAAACUCUUUCCAGCAAGCAAACAAUGCAAACUUUUAUUAAAGCUUUUGGAUGGCAGAAGCUGAAGCCUUGAGAAGAAUCACUGACUACAGUAGGAGUUGUGCUGAAAGUCUGCAGAGCUUGAUAAUGCUCCAAAUGCAUCGCUAAGUGUACAUUUGCAUAUGCUGACUACUGUGUAAUUGGUGAGUUAAAUGGGUCUUAGUCUACUUCCACAGCAGCAAGAAGCAAGGUGGAUUGCAGCCUCAUUUCCUGCUCAGUUUUUUUUUUUCUUAAAAAAAGCCCUGUUCUGUAGAUUAAGUCUGCACUUGAAAUCUACAGCCUGCUUCCAUGGGGCUUAUACCCCAUUUUACUUUGAGUGUCUACAGAAAUAGCAAACUCAGCCACCAGGAAACAAUUCUUCAUUUCACUAUACAUAAAGUGAAGCAAGAAUCCUAUGCCUUUUUUAAAUGCACUAAGCAUGGCUUCAUUUGACCACAUUCAGCAUGAAAAAAACAGCAUAAAAACAGCAUAAAUUAAUCUCAUACUCCUGACUUCUAAAGAUACACAUGCUUUGUGUGCUUGCUUUAAAUGACUAACUCUUGUUGGUGAUCCCUGUAAACCUGCAAAGACAUUUUUAGAUCAUGGAGUUAAACUGAGGUUCUAGAAUUCUUAGUGACAAAGCAUUUCAGUAACAUUGUGUUGUUCUUCACAGUUUUUCUACCUGAAAAGCAAGAAUGGAAGUCUCUUGCAAGACUAAUACAGAAGACUAAAGUCAGUUUUAUGUCUGAUAUGUUGAAGAACACAAAGGAAGAAAAAAGGACUUAAGAAGAAGCUGGGAGAACAGCCCCUUGUGCAAGCAGAAACAUGAAAGCUAUUGAACAGCCUGAGAUGAGAAAUAAAUGAAACUGAGAAAGCUGGGCUUGUUCCUUCUGCUAAGGAGAAGGCUAAGGAUCUAGAACAGCCUGAAGCUGGUUGAAGGGUGGUACAAAUACAGCAGAGCCAAAUUCGUCUCAGUAGUGUCAGGUGACUGAUACAACACAGUGUGGGAGAUAAGACAAUGUCAUGAAAAUUCCCCUUUUGGCAGGAACAUGGUCACUGGCUCAGAGUGGCCAGGAAGGUGGUAGAGUCAUCACCUGGGAAGGCUCUGAAGAUGUAGCACUUAAGGCAGGAGGCUGGUCUACCUGACCACCACGGGUACUUUUCAGCCACUAGUUAAAGAUGGUUAACAAAAUACAAAAAGCUCAAAUACAGCCGAUAAGAGAAAAAGCUGCUAAGCAGGAGAUACUCUACUGCUUAGCAUCAUUACUUGUAGUGGCUAUUAGCUAAAGUUUUAAUUAAUAGCUAGCAAAUCAGGAUAUGCUUUGAGAAAUGACUAUUAAAUUUGAAUUGCUGGUUUUGCUCAACAUCUUACCCUCUCUGUUGGUGUGCUGCCUUGCUUCAGAAGGUCAUACUACAUCUAAUUUCAGAGGUAGUGGCCUAAUAAGAAGGCUAGGACCUUAGAAAUGCAAAUCCCUUCAGAGGGACUGAAACAGACACCUUAAAUCCAACUGCAUUUUUUCCAAACAUCUCAAUUAACUCUGUGGAAAUAGACUGGCAACUUAAGUGUGGAGACAUGGGCUUCCAGGGUCAAGCAUGAUGUUCUGAACAGUAAUACAACUCUGAUACCUGCAUAGCUAUUAGCAGUAUCGUCUCUUCGGAGACAAUGCAAUUUUGACAUAGGAAGCGGAACAGAAGUUUUCAAAGACGCCUUGUCCUAGGCUGAUUUGACUUCACUCACAGUGCAGUUCUUUACUGUCAGGUAGCAUUCUGUAGGGUAGAGGUACUAGUUCUAUUCAAGGUCUUUAGCAUCACAGUCUUUGUUACUGCUCAGCUCAGAGGAAGGUUGAAGAGGACGCUCAACUGGAAAUACUCUGCCACUGAAGAAUAGAGUUAGCACCAUGGGGUGAUUAAGGGUUGACAUUUUCAGGUGCCAAUAGAGACUGGCUGUUACACUUGAAAACAUUUCUUAAGUCUCUGGUGGUUUAAGGCCAAAGAACUCAUUCUGUUUUAAUAGCUUUUUUUUUCAGAGUCCUGUUACUAACUCACGUUUGAUAUCUCUUGAAAUAGAAGAAUGCUAUAAAUAAUAUAUAGUCUUCCUCCUUGUUCUUGGCAAUGCUUCCUUGUUUCUAAUGAAUGUUCCUUGUUCUGGCAGUGCCAUUUAUCUAGUCAUUCCCUUGACAUUAUUGCAGCACGAUCAGUACAAUCUAAAUUUCUUGUUUUGGUCUAUUGUGGCCCUUGCAAUUAAGAAUGAGAGCCCACAUAGGAAAUACAUGCUAGAUACAUAAGGGGAUAUGUAAGUGAUUCAAACCCACCAUUUAAUCUGUUAAACUAAUAUUUAAAAAGAUCUAAAACAGCCUUAAAGCAUAGUUGUUCAUAGCUGCUUGAUAGUAUCUUGUAUAAGCCAGAAUGGUGUUUUUUUUUCCUCUGGGUUUCCUAUCUCCAAUACAUUAUCCAGAGAAAUGUACAAUGCUUUUAUAUAGUGAAGGCCUUACACAUUGUAACUGUAGGCCCAAUGAAAUUCAAUACUAGAUCCUUUAAUAGUAUUUUUCCCCCCUUCCAAAUGAGUAGCACUUAAUGAAUAGACCAAAACAGGCCAAGUUUUUUUCUUUAAAAGAGGUGAAGGCUAGAACAUGGCAACAUUUACUGGAAGUAAGUCACAGUUACUGUGCAGACCAGAGACAGAAUCAGGCUGCCUGAUCCUGUAUGAUGGUACCAAGAUCUGGAAGCUACCCCUGCAGCAACUGAUACAGUGACAUGGGAAAAUGAAGCUAUUACUGCUGUAGGACUAUUGUUUCAGUUACAGCUCCUUCAUUAUUCAAUGAAAUGUGAAUGAUUACUAAUUACAAAGGAGGACUUAAACUGUGUUUCUUUCUUCUUCAGAAAUACAUCAGACAAGUACAGAAGCAUCCACUACGGAAUAAGAAGCUAACCACAGUCUCCUAAAAACCCCUAUGUGCCUGCAAACCCCUAUGUGCCUGCAAAAUCUAUCAGUGCCUAACAGCUGAAACCAAUUCUGGAAUAUGGUGGAAGGCAUGCAGUUUGCCGGAAUCUGCCCCUGUUCAGCUCAAACAAGUACCGUAACUACAGCUAUACUGCAACUACAGAAUUUUGUUAUGAAACAAAGCAGUAGAUUCACUUUCUAGGAAGUCCAGAGGAAACAACCUACAUGUGUAUCUGAACGCUUGUGAUGGUGGAUGUGCUGUACUCCUUGAGUGUAACUAGACCUCAAAGCUUAAUUGAAACUUGACAUUUUGGCUUAAAAAAAUAAUCAAAUAAUAAAAAACUAAGUUGUUUAAAA